AUGGCCGAUAAUUCUACUAAUCAUCAUCCGAAAGUGAUAUUACCGAGGGACCAAACUAGCGUUAAUGGUUCUGAUGUGAACGAUGCCAAUUAUAACUUAACUGUAGAUCAUGCCUUAAGGUAUCAGAAACUAUUGGCCAAUAGAGCAGGGACGAACUUGGCAACUGGCCCACUUAUGACCAAAAGGUUAAGAGAACAGAAAGAGGGGCAAGAUUCUGCUAGCGCUCAGGCAGCUCAAAGUAUAGAUUAUCUUUACAUAAGAGCUAGGUUACCGGAUAGAACUGCGCUGGAUUAUCAAUUGAGUGUUACUAGUACACUCCAUUCGUUAUAUGAGACUAUAAGGGGAUCACUAAUAGAGACUGCUGCUGCGCAGGUCUCAGUCAGCUUGUCGAGCCCUUUCAUCAAACUAAAGGAUGACGAUACUGUUACACUCUUGGAUGCUGGAUUUAGUAAGAAAACUCUAGUUCUUGUGGAGGUUGGUGAUUGUUCGCCACCAUAUCUAAAGCCUCAUCUUUUGGCGAAUGCAAAGGCCUAUGCAGAACAACAACAGAAAGAACAAAAGAUACAGGAGAAUUCAGGUGGGGAAUCCAUUGCAGAAGGACCCAAGCCCACCAGGAAAUUGACCAAAGCCCCUAAAUGGUUGAAGUUAAGCAAAAAAUAA
Kluyveromyces lactis is the source of this 660-nucleotide messenger RNA. It is a transcript of the gene UBX4, whose product is annotated as Ubx4p. The record is from RefSeq and is a predicted model, not a curated record. Gene Ontology annotation, molecular function: protein binding. The transcript has a single exon. Bases 1 to 660 code for a protein of 219 amino acids. Lineage: Eukaryota; Fungi; Ascomycota; Saccharomycetes; Saccharomycetales; Saccharomycetaceae.